Molecule: messenger RNA, 2386 nt
Organism: Leptomonas pyrrhocoris
Lineage: Eukaryota; Euglenozoa; Kinetoplastea; Trypanosomatida; Trypanosomatidae
Product: putative mitochondrial folylpolyglutamate synthetase (FPGS)
Exons: 1
Coding region: 746-2386 (546 amino acids)
Biological process (GO): tetrahydrofolylpolyglutamate biosynthetic process
Cellular component (GO): cytoplasm; mitochondrion; cytosol
Molecular function (GO): tetrahydrofolylpolyglutamate synthase activity; ATP binding
Source: RefSeq, a predicted model, not a curated record
GGAUGUCAAUUUGCGCGUGACAUCUCCAAAAAAAAAACGUCAAGGUCGAAUCUGGAGCCCAACUGCCGAACGGAGAGAGAGCGAGAGCCUUUCUCUCAUCGUAACUAUAAAUACACUAACAGAACGUUUUGUUGUUGUUUCCACUACAUCUAUUUUUUUAUUUCCCUCUCUAACACACACACACACCAACGUUGCCUGGCUUUUCUUUAUAUACUUCAAUUAACCGAGAAGCCUCACCUGGAGAUUGCUUCUCCAUCUUUGUUGUUCGCCGCUCCUUCUCAUUUUACUAGGUCGCCUUGGCGCCUGUUUUAUAUACGUCCCCCUAUUUCCUUUUCUUUCUGUCGAACAGGUGGAGAGCCGCUCCGACAACACUACACACUAUCACUAGAGCCGAUCUUUCUUGCCUAACAUGCAUCAGCGCACUCGUGCUCGCGCCACCACUCUCUCCCGCAACUCUAUCGUUCCCUUCAUCCUUCGCGCUACGGCGCGACUUCGGCACCCUCUCAUCUUCACCUUCGGUGCUCGCCGGCAUCGUUGUUUCGGCUUCGCGUGCGCCUCCGCCGAGCAGCCUGUGCUUCGUCACCUCGCCUCGCGUCCCGCUGUGCUCUCCACGACUCUCUUUUCCACUACACUGUCUACUGUGUCUGUCACUGGUCCAAAGUGUUCGUCAUCGCAGCCGUCGAUACGCGCAGCUCGCUCCUCGUCGCACACCACCGACUACACCGCAGCGCUGCGUCUCAGCAGGAUGUCUGCUGCUACCUUGCACGCCGGAGUGCAGAGGAACGGCAUGCCAGCCAACCUGCCUGUGAAUGGCACCGGAAAGCCUCCGCAGCAGCCACACGUCGUGGUCCACAAUCUCGGCGAAGGGGGCGAUGCGGGGGUCGGUGCUGAGGGCGUGGGUCGUGCUGCUGUUGCGGGGGACUUCCCCGCCCCGCCGCAGCAGCACCGCCGCCGUUCCUUCCAGGAUGCCGUGGACGUGGUGACGAAGAUGACAAGCCGCAAGCCGAACAAGUGCCCCGACGCCUUUGAAGUCACAAAGCGCUUCCUCGACCGCCUCGGCUUCGCGCCCAUCUUGGAGCGCAUUCGCUUUGUGCACGUCGCCGGCACGAAAGGAAAAGGGACGACUUCGGCCUACACAGCAGCCCUGCUGCAGGCCUACGGUUUCAAGGUUGGUCUCUUCACCUCGCCGCACCUGACCGACUUGCGCGAACGCACGGUUGUGGACGGACGAUUGCUGGACGAGGCCACCUACGCGCGGUACUUCUUUGAGUUCCUGGACAAGUACGAGGCGCUGCAGUUCUCGAACAGCCAGCUGGAUCGCGACAUUGCGGCGCCGUCCCGCGCGAACUUCUUUCGUUUCAUGUUUCUCUUCUCCUUGUACGUCUUUGAGCAGGAGAACGUGGCCGUGGCGGUGAUGGAGGUGGGGCUAGGCGGUCGCCUUGACUCGACCAACACCGUGCCUGCCGAGGUGAGCGUUAUCACUGCACUGGGCUACGAUCACAUGGAAAUUCUGGGCAACACGAUCCAGGAAAUCGCCAGCGAGAAGGCAGGAAUUAUGAAGCCUGGCGUUGUCUGUUUCGCCGCACCGCAGGUCGACCACCCAGAGACACGACAGGUGUUGGAAAAGCACGCCAAGGAGGUGGACGCGCCACUUAUCUUGCUGGACAAGGACGUGCUGCCAAUCCGAAGCUGGCCGCGGCUCGCCAUAGGUGGUAUUCACGCCGUCGAGGACAGCAAGCUGGCGUUGAUGGCGGCGCGUCGCGUUGCCAAUAUCCCACUCAUAUUGCCGCUGGACGAGGUGGAGAAGAGCGUCCUCCAGACGAUGACCUACGCUGGUCGCUCGCAAAUUGUGCCGAUUGACGGUGGGGCGGACACAACCCUCUACCUGGACGGCGCCCAUACACCGGAGAGCAUCGCUGGUGCCACGGAAUGGUUUCUGGAGGCGAGCGCGGCGACGACGAAGGACGCGGCUCCGCGUCGCGUGCUCGUCUUUUACACCUCGCGUAACCCAAAGCGGAUUUUGAAGGCGUUCAUGCCGUACGUGUCGAAGUUCUGCAAGGUGGUGGUCGCGCAGAUUGCGAAUCCGCGCAUGUCCUCGCACUCCGCCGACCCGGGCGACGUUGACGGUAGGAUGAGUCAGUCGAGGGAGGAGAUGGUGACGACGACGGAGUGCUGGCGCAGCAUGUACCGCGAGGUGCCGUGUCUGCCGUGCGCGUCUCCCUUCGACGCGUUGGAAGACAUUUUGGAUUUGGUGGUCCCGGCAGCGAGUGACGGCGAGGACGCAUCCAAGCCCGCACAGGUGUUUGUAUGCGGCUCCUUCUACCUGGUGGGGGAUAUCGUGAAGCUGGCUCGCACCUACGAAGCGGGUGAACGUCGCCGAGAGUGA